UUUAGGCAUUCAGCUUUUCAAAGAAACUAGUUAAGUUUGCCUUACCACUACUCCUUUCUGCAGAAUCAACAUCAAUGGCAAUCAGCCACAGUACUUUGGCCUUUGCUUUCGGCAUGCUAGGUAACGUCAUUUCGUUUUUGGUAUUCUUGGCUCCAAUAACAACAUUUUACCGAAUAGUGAAGAAGAAAUCAACCGAGGGAUUUCAGUCACUGCCUUACCUGGUGGCAUUGUUCAGUUCGAUGCUUUGGUUAUACUAUGCCUUACUAAAAAAAGACGCUUUUCUUCUCUUGACCAUUAACUCAUUUGGAUGUGUGAUUGAGAUGAUCUACAUCAUCUUGUACAUCACCUAUGCGGCAAGGGAUGCUAGGAAGCUAACUUUGAAGCUAUUUUUGGCAAUGAAUGUGGGGUCCUUUGUUCUGAUCCUCUUAGUCACACAUUUUGCUGUGCAUGGUUCCCUCCGUGUCCAAGUUCUUGGAUGGAUAUGUGUUUCUCUUUCGAUUAGCGUCUUUGCAGCACCACUCAGCAUUGUGGCACAAGUUGUUCGGACAAGGAGUGUUGAGUUUAUGCCUUUCAAUCUGUCAUUCACCCUCACAUUGAGUGCCAUAAUGUGGUUUGGUUAUGGUCUCUUUCUCAAGGACAUAUGCAUUGCUCUUCCAAAUGUACUUGGUUUUGCACUUGGAUUAAUUCAGAUGGUGCUUUAUGCCAUUUACCGGAAUGGCAAUAAGAAGGUUGAUAAAAUGCAAAAGAAGGCACAGGUAGAGCAACUGAAAAGUGGUGAGGUGUUUCAUGUGGAGGAAAACGAGCAAGAACAGAAGAAGGAAGAGACUAUGGCGGAGAAGGAAAGUGAUGAACCUAACGAUUGCAGGGUCUAAUGGCCAUUGUUGGUGGGCACCACCAUUCCCAUCACCCCAUCUACUUUUAUCUUUCUUUAACUUGUAUUCUAGCUGUCUAGAUUUAUAACUUAAUUAUCUUGUUAAUUUACUCUAACCAUUGUCAUUUCUCACCAUAAAUGUA
Messenger RNA from Vigna angularis (adzuki bean), 1014 nucleotides. Its product is annotated as bidirectional sugar transporter N3. NCBI's taxonomy places the organism in Eukaryota, Viridiplantae, Streptophyta, Magnoliopsida, Fabales, Fabaceae. The transcript is spliced from 6 exons. The record is from RefSeq and is a predicted model, not a curated record. Gene Ontology annotation, cellular component: membrane. The coding region runs from base 75 to 872 and encodes 265 amino acids. Gene Ontology annotation, biological process: carbohydrate transport. Gene Ontology annotation, molecular function: sugar transmembrane transporter activity.